This is a messenger RNA of Sapajus apella (tufted capuchin), 4224 nucleotides long. Its product is annotated as olfactory receptor 5B21-like. Gene Ontology annotation, molecular function: odorant binding; G protein-coupled receptor activity; olfactory receptor activity. Gene Ontology annotation, cellular component: membrane. The record is from RefSeq and is a predicted model, not a curated record. The coding region runs from base 2010 to 2729 and encodes 239 amino acids. The transcript has a single exon. NCBI's taxonomy places the organism in Eukaryota, Metazoa, Chordata, Mammalia, Primates, Cebidae. Gene Ontology annotation, biological process: sensory perception of smell; G protein-coupled receptor signaling pathway.
UUGACCUCAGGUGAUCUGCCCACCUCGACCUCCUGAAGUGCUAGGAUUACAGGUGUGAGCCACUGAACCCAGCUUCCUGUUCUGUAUUUAUUGGAAUUAAGUCACUAAAUUCAGUUCACAUUCAAGGUGGAAAGAAUUAAGAUCUACCUCCUGGAAACAGGCAUAUCUAAAUAUAUUACUUGGAUUUUUUUUGUAAAGGAGUAUCUGUAAUAAUUAUUUCUUUCUAUCUCAUUGUUAUUGUUUAAUCAUUUAUUUAUGUCAGUAUUGACUCAGGGAUAUUUGUUUUAUUCUUUGGUUUAUAAUCCAGUUCUAUCUUAAUUUUUUUUGCUCAAAUUGUUUUAACUUUGGUCACUGGGAGCUCUUCAGGUUGGUUCCUGGAUCCAUUUGACAUGUCUCACCCCUUCUUCUCUUUCUUUUCUUGAUCACUUUCUUACCUUCUCUCACUACCAGGUUCUCCAGACUCAUCUGGCAUUUUCCUACUUUAGCCCUAAAACCAUCCAUUUCUCUAAGGAAGCUGGGUUCCUUUUAUUGAUGAAUUAUAUUUAGAAACCAAGGUAUGGGCCCUAGAUGGCUUCCUUGCUAUAUGGUGUCACUGCUUCUAGAUUCUCUCAGUUGACAGCCCUUGGAAAUAUGUCUGUGUAUACUAACCAAUGUAUUUGUACAUGUGUAAUAUUUCUGUAUCUGGCUGUCCACAUAUGUUAAAAUAUUAAUAUAUUAAAUAAAUAAAAUAUUAAUAUCUUAAUAAUUUAUUAAUUUUAAGUAAUAUUUUCUAUAUAUUAAGAUAAAUGAGUUUAUACUGGCAUCACAAACUCUCAUCCAGCACCACAAGUUUCAUUCUAGCCUUUUCUUUUGCUUAUAUGUAAUUUCUGUCUUUACCAUCAAGAAACCUCAUUCCCUUUCUGUAAUUUAUGUGUUCAAACUGAGUAUACAUGCAAAUUAGUCUCAGAAUUGUUAAUACCUAUCGCCACAAGAAACAGAUUUACCCACUAGACUGCUAUGUUUAUUUAUAGUUCUUUGUGUCUUUAGCCUAACGGUAUCCAGUUAAGAUAUCAUUUUCCAGAGUAACUUAGACCAGCUCCAUUCUUCCUCAUCACCUUCAGGAAUGUUAUUUAUGUUGUUUUUAAUCAUUAAUUAUUAUUAAAAUUAUAGUGCUGCAUAAAAUAAAGAUAUAGUACAUGAUAAGCUGUUUAUGAAAUAUUAUCAGAAAAAUAUAAAGACGAGUAACUUUUUACAAUUUUCAUUUUUUUUUCUGCUUAUCUGUUUAAUCUUGGCUACCUUAUCAUAACUAAGGAAAUAGUAUGCUAAAGUCUAUGGAUGAGGAAAAGUACAUAUUUUUAAUUAAUAGAAAGUCGUUUCGUAAUUCAGCUAGGGAACUUUGUUUUGCUUUAUAGUCCUGUACUUUGAAACAUCUCAUAGUUCUCAUGCUAAAUGUUCGUUAAAAAUAAACAUUAAAAGUUCAUUUUUAAUGAACUUUUUUUGAUGGAUUUUUUAAUGUUUAAUAAUUAACUAAAUACAAAGUUAUAUCCAUAUCAUAUUUUGACUUUAUAUGAUGUAAAUAUGUUGAAGAAUUCAAACAUUGAAUUCUUCAAUGUAUGGACUUUGGAUUCAGCAAUAUAAAGGGGCGAACUUUGAUUCUGACCCCUAAAUAGACUAUUUUGUUCAAUAUUCAGCUCCCUGAGCCUUAACUUUCUUAUCUGUAAGAUGGGCAUAAUAGCACCUACCUCAUAUGAAUUAAAAGCUAUAAUAUACCAGAAGAUUCUAGCAUGAAUCUUACACACAGUACAUUCUCUCUAUACAUUAGUUUUUACCUUUUUUAUCAUCCCAUAAUCCCCUCUCAUCCUUUCAUUUGAAUUUUGUUGCUGUCUCGUCUUUAAUCAUCAGGCUAAUUCAAGUUUGUCACAGUGGAGAAUAGCACAGAAGUCACCGAGUUUAUCCUCUUGGUAUUAACAGAUGACCCCAAUCUUCAGAUAUCCCUCCUCCUGGCAUUUUUAUUCAUCUGCCUCAUCACGAUGCGGGGAAUGAUGGUGAUCAUCCACGCAGACUCCCAUCUCCACACUCCAAUGUACUUCUUCCUCAGUAACCUCUCCUUUGUAGACUUGGGUUACUCAUCAGCUGUAGCCCCCAAAACAAUGGAUGCAUUGCAGUCAGGGGACAAGGUCAUCUCCUACAAUGGAUGUGCAGCUCAGUUCUUCUUCUUUGUGGGGUUUGCCACUGUUGAGUGCUACCUUCUGGCCUCCAUGGCCUAUGACCGCCAUGCAGUGGUAUGUAGGCCCCUUCAUUACACCACCACCAUGACAGCAGGUGUGUGUGCCCUCCUUGCUAUUGGUUCCUAUGUCUCUGGCUUCCUCAAUGCCUCUAUCCAUGCAGCAGGCACCUUCAGACUCUCCUGUGGUUCUAAUGAGAUUAAUUAUUUCUUCUGUGACAUUCCUCCACUCUUGUCUCUGUCAUGCUCCAACACACGCAUCAGCAAGUUGGUGGUCUUCUUUGUGGUUGGCCUCAAUGUCUUCUUCACCCUCCUGGUCAUCCUCGUUUCUUACUUCUUCAUAUGUGUCACCAUUCAAAGGAUGCGUUCUGCUGAAGGGCGGAAGAAAGGCUUCUCCACCUCUGCUUCCCACCUCACUGCUGUGUCCAUCUUCUAUGGCACAAUCAUCUUCAUGUACUUACAGCCCAACUCCAGCCAGUCCAUGAACACAGACAAAAUAGCCUCUGUGUGUUUUACACAGUGGUGAUUCCCAUGCUGAAUCCCUUGAUCUACAGCCUUAGGAACAAAGAAGCGAAAAGUGCUCUCUGGAAAAUACUCAACAAACUUUACCCCCAAUAUUAAAUGUGAGUGGGAAGUAGGCAAGCAAUUAAGGGAUAAACUUUCUCUCACCCCUAAAGGCCAUCAUGACUUUUAAGGUUUGGCUGGUUUCAGUUCUUUUUUCCCCAAGAACAGUGGUUACUUCUGCUAUCAGGAGAAGAUGUAAAAAGCAGCACAUUGAAAAGUCUUACUCACAAAGAUAAUCUUGUAUUUAGUGAACAGCAACAUGAGACAGUUAAGCCUUUCUUGAUUUAGUUUUUUGAUGUGGAUCAAAGCAGAAGAUGGAAGCAUACAACUGAAUGUGCUGAAUUUUCCUAACCAAAUUUUUAACUGUAAGAAUUUUUCAUUCACUAUUAAACUUGGUAUAGAGAUCCCACUUUCAUUUAUAAUAUUUAUCAACAUGCAGUAUUGUUUUUUAUUUCUUUGUUCUGUGAGUUUGAAAGUUGGACUUUAUAAUGUGGACAAAGGAUGUUUCAAUACUUUAAAUGAUAUUUCAGAGAAAGUUGUAACUUAAAGGACAGGGCACUAAAUCAAGAGUCAGGUGGCUGAAGAUUAAAUCCUUCCAAUCUCAUACUCUCCCUUCCCUACCCAUAUUCCUGCCCUUACUCACUGGUCAUGUGCCUUUGCAAUUGCCAUUCCAUUUUGCUAAGGUGUUGGGGAAACAAUAAACUUUGUUGUAUACAGACAUAUGGAAACAUUUUAAUAGAUGAAUGACUUAAACUUUAACAUUUAUUCGGAGAGCCUGCACUAUCUUCUGUGUUUCUUGUUUCUAACAUAAUUACCAAGACUUCCAGUAGGUUUAGAGAAAAAAAUGUAUUUUCCCUAGAACUAUGAAAAAAUAUAUUUGUCUUCUGAAUUAAAUGCUUGCAUUUCUUAGCACCCUUAAGUUUGGUGAUUUUAAUGAACUUUUAACCUGAGAACUAUGAGCCAAAUGUAAAUAAAUCACAGUAAUUACCAUUUCACCAUCCUCUUAACUAACCAUUUCAAACUGAUUUUUUUUCUACUUCAUAUAUUUCUCUUCAUGUACAGCAGUCUUUUUGAAGGCAAAUAAAAUCUUGGACACAAAAUAUAAACUCUGGUAUAUUAUUAAAUAUAGCACCAAUGUGGGAAGCAGCUCUAUCCUUUCUUUAGCUGUGUAGUACUUUUACUUAAAAAAAAAAACUCUUUUAUUUGGCUGAAGAUAGGGCAAGGAAAAAACAAAGAAAUUAUUUUGCUGUUAUGCUAAAACAUUUUAAAGCAAAUUUUGCUGAAGUUGCAUUUCAGAAUUUACUGACUGAUUGUUAGGAGGACAACUUCCUUGUAUGUUUCUUACUUUUAAUAGUAACUCUUUUUUUUCCCUCCAGACGGAGUCUCUCUCUGUCUCCCAGGCUGGAGUGCAGUGAUGCGAUUUCGGCUUACUGCAACCUCUGCCUCCCAGAUUCAAA